CCACAACACGCAACAGGACCACAAUACGCAACAGGACCACAACACGCAACAGGACCACAACACGCAACAGGACCACAACACGCAACAGGACCACAACACGCAACAGGACCACAACACGCAACAGGACCACAACACGCAACAGGACCACAACACGCAACAGGACCACAACACGCAACAGGACCACAACACGCAACAGGACCACAACACGCAACAGGACCACAACACGCAACAGGACCACAACACGUAACAGGACCACAAUACGCAACAGGACCACAACACGCAACAGGACCACAACACGCAACAGGACCACAACACGCAAAAGGACCACAACACGCAACAGGACCACAACACGCAACAGGACCACAACACGCAACAGGACCACAAUACGCAACAGGACCACAACACGCAACAGGACCACAACACGCAACAGGACCACAACACGCAACAGGACCACAACACGCAACAGGACCACAACACGCAAAAGGACCACAACACGCAACAGGACCACAACACGCAACAGGACCACAACACGCAACAGGACCACAACACGCAACAGGACCACAAUACGUAACAGGACCACAACACGCAACAGGACCACAACACGCAACAGGACCACAACACGCAACAGGACCACAACACGCAACAGGACCACAACACGCAAAAGGACCACAACACGCAACAGGACCACAACACGCAACAGGACCACAAUACGUAACAGGACCACAACACGUAACAGGACCACAAUACGCAACAGGACCACAACACGCAACAGGACCACAACACGCAACACCACAAUACGCAACAGGACCACAAUACGCAACAGGACCACAAUACGCAACAGGACCACAAUACGUAACAGGACCACAAUACGUAACAGGACCACAACACGCAACAGGACCACAACACGCAACAGGACCACAACACGCAACAGGACCACAACACGCAACAGGACCACAACACGCAACAGGACCACAACACGCAACAGGACCACAACAAGCAACAGGACCACAACACGCAACAGGACCACAACACGCAACAGGACCACAAUACGUAACAGGACCACAACACGCAACAGGACCACAACACGCAACAGGACCACAACACGCAACAGGACCACAACACGCAACAGGACCACAACACGCAACAGGACCACAACACGCAACAGGACCACAAUACGCAACAGGACCACAACACGCAACAGGACCACAACACGCAACAGGACCACAACACGCAACAGGACCACAACACGCAACAGGACCACAACACGCAACAGGACCACAACACGCAACAGGACCACAAUACGCAACAGGACCACAACACGCAACA
Molecule: messenger RNA, 1326 nt
Organism: Salvelinus namaycush (lake trout)
Lineage: Eukaryota; Metazoa; Chordata; Actinopteri; Salmoniformes; Salmonidae
Product: collagen alpha-2(I) chain-like
Exons: 2
Source: RefSeq, a predicted model, not a curated record